UGACUUGUCUCGAGACCUAUAGCCUGGUUUUCCAUGAAGCGCCCCUUUCGCAACAGCAGUAAGCGGCACCGGCAAGUCCCCGGCCCGGCGUCUGUCACAUGGCUAAAUAUGGGUUUAGUUUGACCGGCGGUCACUGAGCCACAAGUAGUUUCAGGCUGAAAGUUAGCUCACUAUUACGAGAAAGAGGAACACAAAUCCCGGGACUUCGUUUGUCUAACCGUGUGACUGCUGCCCGCAGGGAAGUUUCGCUUCUCCGUUAAGUUUCCUCUCAUGUCUGUUCCUGAAACGGCGGCUUGUUUACGUGACUUAUUGUUCAACGGAAGCGGAGAGGAUACUCCUUUUAGUUUAGUUUCUUUGUACAGCUUACACUUCGGGGUUGUAGACAACUGCGCAACAAGUUUUUAACUCCCCGGUUGUUGUUGUUGUUGUGUGGUCCCGUGUGAACAGCUGACUCACCGACGGAAGGCCGGGCCGCACCGGUACAUUGCGAUGUUCAGUCCCGGAGCCGAGUAGAUCCUCCAUGGGUUGACCCUCCAUCUGAAGAUGAUCUGGUCACCGGACCUGCUGGCCUUCACAGGCACUGAGGGGUUCGGGGAGGGAGAGGAGGAGCAGGAGGGUCUCCCUGAACAGCUCUCUGUCCCCCUCUUACCUCCACCCAACCCCUGGACCUCCUCCGCCCAGUUCCACAGAGACUUCAUACUGGUGGCUGAAUUCUCAGAGCAGGUGGGACCCCAACCUGUGCUGACGAUACCAGACAACCCCAGAGUCGUCGGAUCGUUCGACCUCAACCACUUCUCUGUGCGCAUCAUGUCUGUGGACUACCAGGCGUCCGGCCCCGGCCACUCCCCUCCUGCGUCCCCCGGCCCCCGCCUCAACUUCAGCGAGGACUCCAAAGUGGUGCUGGGGGAUUCGGCGGACGACGCGUUUGCAUAUGUUCACCACAUGACCCUGUAUGACCUGGAGGCUCGGGGCAUGGUGCGUCCUUUCUGCAUGGCGUACGUGUGUUCGGACCAGAAGAAAUUGAUGGAGAACUUCUCCGAGCUGUCGACAAGCUUCUCUCAGGCCUCCGACAGCCUCAAGACGGGAAACAGACAAGCGUUUUCUAUGGAGCUGCAGAGAAAAUUACAAGAGCUCGAGUACACACGGUUGACUCUGCUGCAGGAGGCAGAACUUCCGAGGACGACAAAUGGUUUCACAGAGGAGGGAGAAAAGGCAGACGAGCUUGAAGCUAUAGAACUUACAAUCUUAAAUCAUAGAGACCUCCUGCGCCAAGUCACUUCCUACCCGAACAGGAAGCUGAAACAGCCUGACUUCCUGCCUUACGACCCAGCCGACUCCCUCACUGAUCCAACUGCGUUAAUACCUCCUGAGCCCGGUUCCUCCACCUCCACCUCUUGCAGGUCUGAGCGCCGUCUGAAGCCUCUGGAGGAGCUUUGCAAUGCCUACUUCCUGUCACUGAUGAAGGAGAAGCUCGCUGACACAGAGUGCCGCCUACGUGGCGACAGGAGUGUGCUGCGAACUGCUCUCGUCACACGCUCGUUGUCCAGGAGGCUCGCGCUCAUUAACUUCCUGUUUGAGCUGUGGAGCCCAGAGGAUGGCACUGAGGACGAGCGAGAGAGCGCUGAGGCAGAACUUCAGAGAGCGACGGGGAGUAAGAGCGGCGUCGAGAUGUUUCAAUCAGAACCAAUGAGCCUGGAGUCGUUCUGCUCCUGCGUGGAAGAGAUCUCCAUCAAACUGGAGGCAGGAGAAGCCGGGAGAAUGACCCCUGACCCCUAUGUUGCCACGGAGAUGACAGGAAGCGUGAGCAGCAGCGACAGCAUCGAAGUGCUCGGGACUGAGAAGUCUUAUCGCACCCAGCAUGUCGACACUGGAUCUGACAGCAGAGAAACACCAGUCAUGAUGACGGACACCUCUUACAGGCGGGCCGUGGUAGAUUCAAGCGCCAGGCGCGGGAGAGUGUACGCCAGACGAGCCAACAGUGAGGACAGCAUCGAGGUACUGAGCACCACCGAGUCCAUCUUUCCUGACGACCUCACCGCCAUCACGGAGGAAGAAUCGGAGCACCAACCUCUGAGUAACGGCUUUGAGAAUGAGGAGGACAUACUGGCAGAGUGUGACGCUGACGAUGUGCUCAUGGAGGAGAAGACAGUGAACGCAACUACUUCAGUAAAUAAGAAUGGAAACGAAGAACCCGUUAAGGAAUAUGACGGUCGUGUUGUCGGAGAAGAGGCCUUAAAGGAAAUAACUGUUAGUGGUGGGGUUCUAGUGAAGGAGGAGAAGGUCGUUGAAUGUUUGAAGAGCAAUCAAGUCCCUGAAGACAACAGUCCUGAGAAGACGUCCAAACUACUGCGAGUUGAAGAAGCAGUGGAGUCGACGCCUCAGUGGUCUAAAGUGCAGUCGGUGGCUGAACUUCAUGUCAAAUUCGCCCCACUAGUAGCCCCGGAUGAGGUUGACCGGUGCGCUCCGCCCUGCGCUCCUCUCAGGCUGCUGAGCGUCGACGAGGCGUCUGACUGCACCAGCGUCGCCGGCUCAUCAGACCUGCCCUCUCCCACCCAAAAUGUCCAAAGCAACACCCGCUCAGAUCAGAGGAGGAGAAGGAAGGCUGGACUGAGAGCCCUCAGGUUCCUCAAACAGAACUCGUUCUCCCAGCAUGCCGUGUUUUGUCUCCUGAGCGGCCAGCCGCUGGUCGUCAUCGGAGGAGACGAGAUUUUGGUCAGGAAAAUAGUGGACGCUCUGAGUCUCUUCCUGCCCGCUCCUGGUCCUGACGGGAACGCUGUGAUGCUGUGUUUGACUAUGCCUCUUCAACUGACCGACCUGCUCACCUGGAGACUGAUGGGAAUACACAGAUCUUCCUCCAGCUCUUCGGUCAGCAUUCUUCACUCUCUGACUCGCUACAGUCGUUAUUUGGCGCUGUUGGACCUGGACCAGAGGACGCUGCGCUGUCCGUCAUACUCCGGCUCUCUCAUCGGCAGACUGGCUGAUCCUCACUCCGGCAUCAGCCGAGGCAUCACCUACCUGCUGCACCUGGAGAGCUGCCUGACUGCACUGGCCAACCAGGCUCUUCUGUACACCUUUAUUCCUGCUUUACAGCGUCCAAGCAAUGCUGGAGGGAACAAUGGCACAGGAGAAGAAGACUUCCUGUUGACACGUGGGUUCUGCAGCAGUGAGUACGAUUUGAGAGUGAUACAUUACCUGUGUGACCUCAUCAAACAGCGCCACGCAGGACGUGGACCACCGGUUUUAAGAUUCUCUUACAACUCAAUGCACCUGCAUAGAAAUACAUAUGCAGCAUAAACACUGGAUGGACGAAAACAAUCCACAAGUCAUGAAAAUAUUCUAUAACAAUACCUACAACCAAGUGCACUGAUUUAUCUACAACUUGAGUUGUGUCAUCCGCCACUAAAGAAUCACGCUUCUGUUUUCAUCUGCAGUGUUGAAUGUUUGCAUGAUUUUUACUCCAUGAUGCUGUUGGUCACGUAUCUAUAGAUUACUGGACAUCAAUGCACUAGUGCCUGACUGGCACCAAGUUUUUUUUUUAUUGCAGUGUUUUUAAAAUGACAGCUUAUUACUGAAUCACAUAAGAACUCUUCACAAUUGAGCCGCAUGUUUGCACACGGUGUAAUUUAAAGGGAUAGUAAGGAUGUUUUUGAAGUGGGGUUGUGCGAGGUACUUAUAGUAUGUAUUAGCUACUGUAGAUGAAACAGACAGGAGUCACAAGCAAAGCUUUAACUGCUGUAGACGGGGGCACCAGCAAAACGUAUUCAAGUGUUACGCUAAACAUUUUGCUGCUGCCCGUCCACAGUAGUACAUUGCUUAAAUUCCAUGCUGGUCUGUAAGUGUGGGGGGGGCCGACCACCACUAUCUACUGUACAUAAUGCACCGAUUAUGGAUAAGUGCCUCAAAACGCCACUUAAAAACAAAAAACUAAGUUUAAACUCUGAACUGUAGCUAAUGACAGUGCGACAGCCUCCUUGUUUAACACUGUACUGUUCUUUAUUGAUGCAAAUAUGAGCCGAUAUUAGCGUGUAUGUAUUUACUCUGACAAUUAAAUCAUAAUCAUGGAUUCUAAAUUAAGCAAUAAAAUCAGCAUAAAAAAGGAUACAGUUGCAUUUUCUGUUUAUUUACCAACAUUACAUGAUUGCAUUUGUAACAAAAGUAGAUAUCAAUAAAAUGUAAGCAAAUCCCACAGUGCAGAAUUACAUUUUAGACCAUCCAACAUACUAAACUCAGAUCAAAGCAUUAAAGAAUUAUGCAACAUAAAGUGUCUUUAUAAUGUUAAUAAAUGCUGGUUAACACUGA
Molecule: messenger RNA, 4299 nt
Organism: Cottoperca gobio
Lineage: Eukaryota; Metazoa; Chordata; Actinopteri; Perciformes; Bovichtidae
Gene: smcr8b
Product: Smith-Magenis syndrome chromosome region, candidate 8b
Exons: 6
Coding region: 544-3294 (916 amino acids)
Cellular component (GO): guanyl-nucleotide exchange factor complex
Molecular function (GO): GTPase activator activity
Source: RefSeq, a predicted model, not a curated record